GGACGUUUUCUGUGAUGGGCAGAACCCAGACCAGAGCGAAGGCAACUCAGGAUGCCUUAUGCAAAGGAAAAUCCUAAUAUGGCCUUGCCCGUUAAAAAGGAAGAUGGAUUCGAGGUAUCCUUGUCAAGGAAGGAGAGUAUAUCUCUUCCUGGUGGGGCGCAUUGAUGGGCGUGGGUAUGUUCACUUGGAUCGAGUCCGGCUUUAAUGACGAGGAAGAUUGUGCGAUUGUGAGGGUGACGCUGUACGCCUCGCCAUCAUUCUGGGUCUUGCAUGGGAUAGAGUUGGCACUUGGGCAUGAAAGCCUACUCGCGAAACCCUUGAGAGUAGCUGAGGCAGCCACCGCAAAAUGGGCAAGAGGCAGGGUACAGGAAAGGGAAGAGCAGGUGGUGACCCAGGUAGAGGUCAAACACGCGAAAGAGUUUGCACUUCCCUCAACCCCAUUACGAGUUACCCUGUCGGAGAUCUUAGUAGAAGAAAGUUUUGGGGGACAGGCAAGAGUGGAAGCCGCUGCAGAAACUGCUGUGAAGGCACGCGAAUGGGGGUAUAUGCGAUACACGUGCAAAUUGAUAUAUGGCUUGUACCUAGAUCAAAGUUUUUUGCCCGGUCGCCAAGGACUCAGGAGCGUGGCCAAGGUGGUUGAUGCGUAUGCAAGCUCCCAUGAUCCCGAUGGGGAGGCUGUAGACUGGGAUGAGGUUCGUGCAGCAGCUGGCCGUCUCAUGAAGAGGUGGAACGAGAAGGCGAUGAGGAGCAUGUUGCCACAGUUUGUCUGCGAAGAGCUGAGUGAGGAGAUGUAUACCCUUAUGCUGAAGUCGCAGACAAGGGACGAGCUGGAAAGUUCUCUAAAGUCGAGAUUUCCAGAGGAUGGAGCGGAAGGCCAGCUUGGUGGAGGCCUUGAGCAACCAACUGGGGUUGCGUCAACACAAGAAGAGUUGAGCGGUAUACAGAGGCAAGUGGGGAUGUUAGAAGAAAGGUUGACGCGAUUGGAAGAAGCCAGGCAUGGCAAGAGGAAGGCCUCUGAAGGAGCAUCGAGUGGGCCGGCUGGGCAGGGUGAGGCAGAGGCAAGGGAAAAUCAUCAGAAGUUACUCCUCCACACGGUAACCUCGAAGGGGCGAGCCGAUGCCCCGGAAAGUGGCGAAGGCGAGGGAUUCAUUGAGAUAAAGGAGGAGCGGGAAUCUAGUAUGGUCUUGCCUGGCAUUGCGCUUGAUCCGAAGAGAGGUCUCAUCAACGUGGAAACAUCCUCAGCUGCGAGUCGGAAGGGGCAGAGGAGUGAGUGGUGGCUAGAGCACUGGGCAAGGGUGGUAUGUGAUCGUUGGGGAAAGAUUGGCCGUACCCCUCAAGGAAGUAAAGAAAAGGGUAUGACGGGAAAAAAAGGGAAGCCUGAACCUCCCAAGCUGACUAAGGCUCAGCGGAAGGCGAGGAAUCGGGCCCAGGGGAGCCAAGGUACCGGGAAGGGGCAGGACCCGCGACAGGGAGGGGCCACCCCGCAAGAAUUGGGAGGCAAGCCAGCAUAGGCGGGGCCUCCGCCGGCUGAGCGGGCAUUAUACGGGCCGUGGACACCAUAUGGUCAAGUGGGA
Molecule: messenger RNA, 1574 nt
Organism: Chara braunii
Lineage: Eukaryota; Viridiplantae; Streptophyta; Charophyceae; Charales; Characeae
Source: the annotation of a GenBank genome assembly